AAAUCCAAAGCAGAGAAGAACAUUUUAACUCAACAACGAAUUCAAAAUACACUUCUGAAAGUACCACAAAAUGAUACGUCAAGACCCAAACAGAUUCUCUAAGAGACAAAAACCAGACUAUAGGAAAACUCAAUUUGCAGAAAAACCCGCGUAUAAAGAUAUUAGCUAUCCACAUCGUUUGAAUUUCUACUCGAUUCCCCCAACCGCCGAUAUAACUCUCGAACAAUUUGAGCAAUGGGCUAUUGAUCGGCUGCGAGGUAUAUACGAAACUUUGCAAAUCUUGUGAAUAUAAAAUAACAUGAGAAAUAGUUCUCGCAGAGCUCGAAGCAUGUUCGUUCAGAAACAGAUCACCCGCCGAAACAGCAGCCCAUAUGAAACCUCUCCUAGAUAAAUACCUACCACUUUCUGCCUCUUCCUCCGGCUCCAGUGUACUGCAGGUUGAAAGGCAGAAGGAUCAUUAUAGCCAUUUUAUACUGCGGCUUGCAUUUGCUUCCACAGAAGACUUGCGAAGACGGUUUUCUCGGGUCGAGUCGAUGUUAUUCCGCUUGCGGUUUCAGGUAGAUGAUUUGAGAGAGCGACAAGCAUUUGUGGAAGGGCUGAAUCUAGAUUGGGAAACAGUGAGUGAGGAAGAAAAAAGGGAGAAUUGGGAACAAUUGAAAGGUGCGGCUGGCUGGGAUAAAAUGCGAAUAGAAGAAGAGAGUUGGUUCAAGGUAGACUGGGAGAGAGUACCUGAAUUAGUAGAGAGUCGGAGAGUAUUCUUGAGAGGUGGAAAGGCAUACGUACAUUCCAGGGAACAACUAUCCAUGGUUGUGGCAGAGUUUACCAAUAGGCUAGACAAAGCUUUAGAGGUUUGUUUGUUCAUUUGUGACCCCUCAUUGUGAUUCGUCCUAACCGGGCUCAGAUUACAUCUCGCGCACUUCCUCGGCUUGACGAAGACGAUCGAUUAACGCCAAUACUUACACAUCUCUCCCAAAACUUUACCACACCAGAUGCAAAUUAUUCCGGCUCAGCUACUGCGGUGGAUGGAGCUGACAUAUCCGCCCGCAAUAUUGAUGCACUGUCAUCUUCAUUCCCUCUUUGCAUGCAAAACCUCCACAGAUCUCUUCGCCGCGAUGCCCAUCUCAAACAUUACGGUCGUCUACAAUACACUCUUUUCCUCAAGGGUAUUGGGCUGAACCUAGAAGAAUGUCUAGUAUUCUGGCGAUCCUCUUUCAGCAAAAUUACCGACGACGUCUUCAAUAAAGAAUACAGAUAUAAUGUUCGUCACGCAUAUGGUGAUGUAGGAGGAGAUUCUAAUCGUAGAGGAAACGGAUACUCUCCGUUUAGUUGUCAGAAGAUUUUAACAGAACAUCCUCCAGGUCCAGGAGAAUCACAUGGUUGUCCUUACAGACAUUUUAGUGUGGAUAACUUGACAUCAUUAUUGCGUGCAGUGGGUGUUAAUGAUCAGGAGGUCUUGCGAGGGGUAAAAGAGGAUAAAGAGAAGCAGAAAUUUCAUCUUGCUUGUAAUCGGUAUGUAGCUCAGAAUGUACCCCUCGACAAAUGCUAAUCUAUUUAGGGUCUUUGAAUAUGCACAUAAACAGGAGAUCAAGAAAGUCAAAGACGAUGGUACAUGGGGGGCGGCACAAUUAGAAACAAUUGUCCAUCCCAACGAGUACUUCAAACGAAGUUACCUACUCAAAAAUAUGAACAAAAACCCGGUAGUAGAAGAGGAUGUUAGGAUGGACGGUUAAAUAAUGUAUGAAUUAUACGACAUGGGUUAGUGGCGUUGGGGUGGGAAUGACGGAAGUUCUAUGGGUUUGUUAUUAUAGACUAUUUGAUGUAUCUUUAUGAGUGAGGAAGGUAAUUGAAUAUAUUAAGCUUGCACC
Messenger RNA from Sclerotinia trifoliorum, 1865 nucleotides. NCBI's taxonomy places the organism in Eukaryota, Fungi, Ascomycota, Leotiomycetes, Helotiales, Sclerotiniaceae. The record is from the annotation of a GenBank genome assembly.